Liolophura sinensis is the source of this 5893-nucleotide messenger RNA. Its product is annotated as 3-hydroxy-3-methylglutaryl-coenzyme A reductase-like. The transcript has 21 exons. Gene Ontology annotation, molecular function: hydroxymethylglutaryl-CoA reductase (NADPH) activity; NADP binding; protein binding. The record is from RefSeq and is a predicted model, not a curated record. Gene Ontology annotation, biological process: sterol biosynthetic process; coenzyme A metabolic process; isoprenoid biosynthetic process. The coding region runs from base 146 to 2914 and encodes 922 amino acids. Gene Ontology annotation, cellular component: peroxisomal membrane; endoplasmic reticulum membrane. Lineage: Eukaryota; Metazoa; Mollusca; Polyplacophora; Chitonida; Chitonidae.
GUCAGACAAAAAUGACGUACAAGGAUGCUACAUAACUCUCAACUUUCCGAUUUGAUUUCACAUAAAAUUUGUUAAGAGUAUAAGUAGGAUGGUUAAGUAUUCAUAAGCAGAUUUUUCAGAGGUGGUCAAGUCACUAAGUACAGGGAUGCUGUCUCGCUUGUUCAGGGCCCAUGGGCAGUUUUGUGCCUCACAUCCCUGGGAGGUCAUCAUUGGCACCAUCACCAUUACAUUAUGUCUGAUGUCUAUGAGCAUGUUCACAGGGGAUGAUCGUGUCUGUGGCUGGAACUAUGUCUGCCCACAGGAACAGCAGGAUGUCAAAAGCUCGGACAUUAUUAUAUUGGCCAUCACUCGCUGCUUGGCUGUCAUGUACAUUUACCUUCAGUUUAGAAAUCUCAGAAAAUUAGGAUCAAAAUAUGUUUUAGGAAUAUCUGGUGUCUUCACAAUAUUUUCCAGUUUUGUGUUCAGCACAGCUGUUGUCAACCUACUGGGCAAUGACUUGACUGGACUCAAUGAAGCCCUGCCCUUCUUCCUUCUUCUUAUUGACCUAUCUAAAGCCAGUGCUCUUGCUAGAUUUGCCCUCAGCUCUAAAUCACAGGAUGAGGUGAAGGACAAUAUAGCAAGGGGAAUGGCUAUAAUAGGCCCUGUGAUAACACUGGAUGCCCUGGUGGAAACUCUAGUCAUUGGUGUAGGAACUCUCUCUGGUGUCCCCCAGUUGGAAACAAUGUGUUGUUUUGGGUGUUUGUCUGUGAUUGCUAAUUACCUGGCCUUCAUGACCUUCUACCCAGCAUGUUUGACCUUGGUGCUUGAGAUGUCCCAGGGUAAGAAGCAAGGACGUCCCAUCUGGCAGCUCACCCAGGUAGUGGAGGAAGAUGAGCCAGAACCUAACCCAGUCACGCAGAGGGUCAAGGUCAUUAUGUCUGCAGGCCUGGUCCUGGUACACGCACAUAGCAGAUGGAUUACUGCAGCUGGUCAUGGUGUAGAGGCGGCUAACCCUCUCAGUUCCCUCAAAGUUGCCAAAGACAUUGGUCUGCAGAAAAUAACACCGGAGUCUUCCCUCUGGCACUUCUAUAUCACACGCCUGCUCUCGGUGAAUGUUGAUUACACCAUCACUAUAGGACUGGCAGCCAUGUUAGCCAUUAAGUACAUCUUUUUUGACAAUGACAUGGACAGUGAUGUGCUUGCCCAGUCUUUGGAUCGUUCAGCCACCAAGGAGAAGGGAGACAGCAAGCACCUGUCGUAUCGCCCUAACAACCCCUGUGCCCCACAACUUGCCUGUAGCCCCAUGCCCAAGGCUGAAGCUAAAAUUGAGCCAAUUAUUGAGCCUAUUAUUGAGCCGAAGGAGGCCUCACCACCAGAGUAUGUGAGGAAAGACUCUGUGGACCAUCACGCCUCCUUCAUGAUCGGAGAUGAUGACAGCUCCGAUGAAGAUCUGUCAACACCCAAAGAAAUGGAGUCCAAGGAAACCCAGACAGACUUUGAUGUGCAUGCCCUAGAGCCCCUGCAGCCCUUGGAAACAGAAGCAGAGCCCAGACCACUUGAUGAAUGUGUGGCCAUCCUCAAGUCGGAUGAUGGGCCUAAAAUAUUGAACGACAAAGAAAUUAUUCAGCUGGUGGAGAAGAAACACAUCCCUUCCUACAAGCUGGAGAGUAUGUUAGAGAACCACGAGAGGGGCGUGGCUAUUCGUCGCAAGAUGGUGUCCCGUCACCUGCCCUGUAUGGAAGCCCUGGAAAAGCUGCCUUACAUGAACUAUGAUUACACCUAUGUUGAAGGAGCAUGUUGUGAGAAUGUGAUUGGUUACAUCCCAGUUCCUGUGGGGGUAGCAGGACCUCUGUUACUAAACGGGGAGACGUACCAGGUGCCAAUGGCUACAACAGAGGGCUGUUUGGUGGCCAGUACAAACAGAGGAUGUCGUGCCAUCUCACAAAGUGGAGGUGCAACAGCGAUGGUGAUUGCUGACGGAAUGACGAGAGGGCCGGUGGUCAAAUUUCCCACUGCUAAAAGAGCGAGCGAAGUCAAAAGUUGGCUUGAGGUGCCAGAAAACACUGACCAGGUCAAGGAAGCUUUCAGCACAACAAGCAGAUUUGCACGAUUACAGAGAUUACAAGUAGCACAGGCCGGCCGACAUCUUUUUAUCAGAUUUGUGUCUACCACAGGAGAUGCCAUGGGCAUGAAUAUGUUGUCAAAGGGUUCAGAAAAGUCUCUUGAGUUUUUGGUUCGAGUCUUCCCAGAUAUGGAAAUUGUCAGCCUGAGUGGCAACUUUUGCACAGAUAAAAAACCUGCGGCUAUCAACUGGGUAAAUGGACGAGGAAAGUCUGUUGUGUGUGAAGCAGUCAUUCCGGAGAACAUAGUGCGUAACCUGCUGAAGACUUCAGUCUCUGCCCUAGUUGAGCUGAACAUCAGUAAGAACCUUGUGGGCUCAGCAGUAGCCGGCAGUAUCGGAGGCUUCAAUGCACAUGCUGCUAACAUCGUCACAGCCAUCUACAUCGCUACAGGACAGGACCCUGCCCAGAACAUAGCCAGUUCUAAUUGCCUCACCCUGAUGGAAGCCACCGGCCCCACCCACAGUGACUUGUACAUCAGCUGUACAAUGCCCUCUAUAGAACUGGGCACAGUGGGCGGGGGUACCGUCCUCCCACCUCAGUCUUCUUGCCUAGAGAUGUUGGGUGUCAAGGGUGCAUGUAGAGAAGAACCAGGGGCUAAUGCCAGGAGACUAGCCACGAUCAUCUGUGCUACUGUCCUGGCAGGUGAACUCUCCCUCAUGUCCGCUCUGGCCGCGGGUCAUCUGGUGAAGAGUCAUAUGAAGCAUAAUAGGUCCAGUUUAAACAUGGCUCCAAGUUUAACCAGCAUGCCAAGUAUACAGGAAAACGUACAGAAAGAGAUUCAGCCAGGAGCCUGUACCAACAAAGCAGCUUAAAAUGUCUCCUUAUAUGGACAGCCUGGUUCCUGUAACAACAAGCAGUUAUAUUAUUACCUGUAAACCAGGUGUAGGCAGCUAGACACCUGCGUAAACAAUACAGCUGAAACAUCAUCAGAUGCUGAGAGAUAUUAAUUUGCAGCCAAGACAAUACAUCAGUGGAACAGUCUGCAAAGCAUAAGAACUGAAGAAAGUUUCCAAAGCUACACAAAUUUGCAGAAACCAUCUGGAGAUGUUAAUCUAGAUUGCUAUGAGUCAUUUUUACCAAAGACAAUUAAUUAUUAAGGAUACACAUGUACCAGGACAAUUCAUCAAAGCUAUAUUCCAGUGUAAUUUUUUUGUUUUAUUUAUUGAAUAUUGGAGUCUUGGGAGUUCUGAGGUAGCAGAGAGAAACAUCUUGUGUAAUAUUAAACAUUUUUUUACUCCAUAGGUGCUCAAAAAUGAUGUUGAUGUUGAAUGACCAAAAACAAAUACUGUAGUGUGUGAGGUAUUUAGCAGAACAAAUUGUGAUGCACAUAUUAGUGAUUUUUCUUACUUUUUCACCCAACUUUCUAUAACUUUGAAUCAGCUGUUGGUAACAAAUACGAAGUAAUGAAAAGUGCAUUUUGGUGAAAGAAUGAGUAAUAUAUUGACAGAAAAACAAUGCUACACUUCAAUUUUUAAGCCACAUUUCUUGUUUUUUUUUUUUUUCCCUCAAUAAAUUAUUUGUUAUGUAUGUAGGGUUUAAGAAUGUUCCUUUUUUGCUGUUAAUUGUUUAUGUGUUUUAAUUAUUCAUACUAACAUGGAUGUAGUAUUUAUUUCUCAUUUAUUUGUAAGAAUAGUAAUCAAUGUAAACCUCAAGUUCCCUAACAGUGAAAACUGUUGAAGAGAUAGAUUAUCCACCUUUCCUCAGUUAAAAGCGUGAAUUAUUUAUGCACUAGGGAAAAUAGAAACCAUGUGAUGAAGAAUUCCUGAAAUUCUAAGACAGUUGCUCUUGCUGGAUAUUCAUACUGAAGUCUGAAUAUCCAGCAAUAUUCAGUAUGGUUAUUCAUAUUUAUUUGUGUGCACGUUGAUCAGUGCCUGGACAGAAGUUCUGAUCUGUACGGUUUGGGGUCAGAGUUCAUGAUGUAUGAUGGGCAUUGUCAUAUAGAGGAAGUUAAAUCUAUCAUGGUUAAAGAUAAAUUCUGUGUAUCUGCCCACUGCCUUCAAUAUCUGUGAUCAUUUUACAGAAUUUCCCUUUUACAAACCCCUAGCGUAUUUGUAAUAUAUUCAGGUAUGUGAAUUUUCCUCCAAUUGGCUUAUUUCAUACUACUUCAAACAGAAUGUGAAAAAGAAGUGAAAUUUGGAGAUUGGCUAAGACAUUUUCUUAAAGACCUUUUUCUGACCAUCAGUUUACAUGCCUGUAUAUUCAUUUAGAAUGUGUAUGCAAAAAGUAAAGCAGGGAAAGAGACAUCUAUAGAGCUUCCAUGUCACCUUACUUGUACCUGGAGUUUGAAAUGAAGUGUACCUGGCCGAAUGAAUGUGGAGGAUCUAUUCAAUGUACGCGUUAUUAUCAACCGUUUAUUGAAAAUUCUGCCAUCUUCUUUCAAUACAUAGACACUUGAUGGUAAGUGAAGGAUUUUUGGGGGUGAAAGAAACUUAAUCUAACUAGAUUGAAGGUUUAUGAUGAAAUUUGAGGCUUUUUUUUUUUUUUCUGAAGAUGGGUAUCCCAACAUUUCAAACUUCCACCAAAAUGGCACAAACUUCAGAAAUCCACAAAGGUUUACAUGAAAACCUGCUUUUUUCCAAGUUUUUUUAGAACCAUGUAUUUCUGCUAGUGGCAAUAUUGAGCAUUUAUAUGAAGAUGUACAAUUGGUUAUAUUUAUGUUGUGUGAAGUGUACAUGUGCCUCUAAGUACAUCCCGGUGAAUGCAGAUUGUAUUAGUAGUGAUAGGUUACCAGGCUAUAACUGGGCAUUGUAGCAAGAACGUCAUGGAAUUGCGAUCGCUGAGUAAUUGUGUCACUUUCAGUAGUAAAAGAAACAAUGUUGUAAUGGAAAAUAUAUUUACAGUAUGUGAGAAUUGAGCAUAGCUUGUAUAUCAUAGGAUUUCAAGCUUCAAAAACUAGCAAGGUUUUUGCACAGGUUUCAUGAAGCACACCAAGGUGAGUAAGCCCUUAACUACCAUGACAACAUAUGUCGUAGAGAUAUGAAGUGCUCUUAGCUAAGGGCUACUUAACACUAAGUAUGCUUCCUGAAACUGACCCCUGACCCCGGGAUCAUGAAGCUAUCUUAGACUUAAGUCAAAAUUUCGAAUCACUUUAGAAUGGUGGUUUCUUAAAUUACAAGGUAAAAAAUUCGCCUGACAAUUUAAAUUCUAGCAAAGUUAGCAUACAACAAAUUUCAGCUAAAAUACCGAAAGGGGCAUACCAGAUUUAAUGAUUGAAGUUUUGACUGAAGUCUAAGAUCACCACAUGAUCCCUGUGCCAGGUGUUACUCUGGUAUAAUUUUGAACACUUUUGAUGCAAGAGGAUAUGAUCAAGUCUUGUUGCAAUUAGUGCUGUCGCAACACCGAGCACUUGCUGCUUGCUAGCAAAUGUGACUCCUUAGGCAGAAAACCUUUUAAUAGUUUGCCGUGUUGUUAUUUUUGAGUAGUGAAAACUUUUUCGCUUUAGAUACACCUUGGACCCUGCCCCCCUUGGGCCUGGUUUCACAAAGCACUCUUAAUGUUAUGUUCACUUAACCACCACCCUUACAGGAGGCAUUACCUUGUCAUGGUAGUCAUAGUAACGUCAAGAGAGCUUUUUGAAACUGGGCCCUGAAGCUGUUUAGUCUAAAGAUCACAAAGUGAGAUUUCUGCUGUCCAGUCUAAUAUAAAGAGCUCAGUCUGGUGUUAACUUUAUAGUUCAAGUAUUACCAACCACCAUAAUUUAAUUUUAUUUGGCUGUCACAUAUAUUUAAAUUUUGAAUUCUUGGUUGUAAAAUUGGAUAAAACUUGAUUAUUCUGGACAAAAUAAAUGAACU